AUGAGUCAGCCCCAUCUAAAACCCGCACGUCCCAAGGAAGUCUACAGGGAUAGAAAUGGAUUCGUCGAACCUAUCAACCUUCGUAUUUCAGGCCAAGUACCAGUUCCCAACCUUCACGUAAAGCCUACCACUUCCGAUCCAAAUGUCAAAGCCGCAUACGCAAAGAGCCUUCGCAACGGUGCAGAGCGCCGUCGAUUUGCGGAGGACGUCCUGUUGUUGAAAGGCUCGUAUUUUCCCGGGUGGGCCUUCUUGUCGGGUCCCACUGGUGCCCGGAAGACUAACCACGGUGGAAUGCCCAAUAGUGUGGAGGCAGCAAGGGAGCUGGAUGCUCAGCGAGAGACUUCAGAUAGCGUCCAGCGGUCCAUUGAUGAUCUGAAAGCACGACACAAAGAAGAAAUGCAAACCCUUUAUGAUUGGCAGGCGGACGACUAUUUCGAAGAAGCCAGACAGGCUUGCUUCUCCAAGGAUGAGGAAGUGACAGAUCCCAAUAUAGAUACAUUCUACCACUCCCUACACACGCCACAUCCACCCAUGGUGGCGUCGUUCGACAACGCCGUGUCCGCGCACCGCUACGCGUAUCUCUCCACGCUCAAAAAUCUCACGCGUCAGCACGCUGGCCUUACGCGUGAGGAAGAGGACCGCCGCCGCCGAGCGGACGCCCAAUUUCCUGCCUCGUUGGCAGAAUAUCGUACUAUUCGUUCCAAGGAUACACAGCUCCGCAUCGCGCGUUUCCUGACUGCGGACAACACGGCGCGGGAUAAAAUGAUGGAUGAAUUCCAGUGGGUCUGGCGGCAGGUCAAGCCGCUCAUCGACGAGUACGAGUCAAACACGGACUUCAAGUUAGAGGUCCAAGCGAGCAUGCGCCAGGUUGAGACGCACGACCCGCGGCGGAAGGCAUAA
Postia placenta MAD-698-R-SB12 is the source of this 900-nucleotide messenger RNA. RefSeq lists its product as hypothetical. NCBI's taxonomy places the organism in Eukaryota, Fungi, Basidiomycota, Agaricomycetes, Polyporales, Adustoporiaceae. The transcript is spliced from 4 exons. The record is from RefSeq and is a predicted model, not a curated record. Bases 1 to 900 code for a protein of 299 amino acids.